AGCUUUCCUGCUAGACUCCAGUUUCUGCUUGACCUGUGAUGAACUUGCUGUUGGUUUGACUCUGUAGGACCCAGCGGAAAACUGCUCCUGCUGAAGGGAGACGGAGCAGGAGAGAGGGGGGGGAAAGCUGAGUGGAGAGAAGACGUUCCCAGACCAGUCAGUGGCUUCAUGGAGUUCUGUACCUCUGAUCCGCCGCCAUGGAUUGCAAUCCGCGAUCACUUCUUUUCAUUUUACACCUUCUAAUGUCCUGCGUUGUCCCUGCUUUCUUCAUCAUCUAUCCCCCCAAUGAAGUUAACCUGUUAGACUCUAAAGCAAGCCAAGGGGAGCUAGGAUGGAUUUCCUACCCAUCACAUGGGUGGAGGGAAAAUUGGGAGGAGAUCAGUGGUGUGGACGAGCACUACACCCCCAUCAGGACCUUCCAGGUCUGCAACGUGAUGGAGUACAGCCAGAACAACUGGCUUCGCACCAACUGGAUCCCUCGCCAGUCGGCGCAGAAGAUCUACGUGGAGCUGAAGUUCACCCUGCGGGACUGCAACUCCAUCCCGCUGGUCCUUGGCACAUGUAAGGAGACUUUUAACCUCCUCUACCUGGAGACAGACGAUGACCAGGGAAGCCACUUCAGGGAGCAUCAGUUUCAGAAGAUUGACACCAUUGCUGCCGAUGAGAGCUUUACCCAAACAGACCUUGGAGAUCGCAUCCUCAAACUCAACACUGAGGUGCGGGAGGUGGGSCCUUUGAGCAAGAAAGGUUUCUACCUGGCRUUCCAGGACGUGGGUGCCUGCGUGGCUUUAGUCUCAGUCAGAGUUUACUUUAAAAAGUGUCCACAAACUGUGAAGAAUUUGGCCUCCUUUCCUGACACUGUGCCCAUGGACUCCCAGUCCCUGGUUGAGGUCAAAGGCUUGUGUGUCAAUUACUCAAAAGAGGAGGAACCCCCACGAAUGUACUGUAGCACAGAGGGGGAGUGGCUUGUGCCUAUUGGGAAGUGUCUCUGUAACCCAGGAUACGAGGAGAGAAUCAGCACCUGCCAAAUGUGCAGGGCUGGCUUCUACAAAUCUACCCACGGCAACAUGGAGUGUUCAAAGUGUCCGCCUCAUAGCUUCUCCCACCAUGAGGGGUCAUUGCACUGUGGCUGUGAGAAAAAUUAUUUUCGGGCUGAAGGAGAUCCUGCCUCCAUGGCAUGUACACGACCUCCUUCUGCUCCCCGGAAUGUGAUCUCCUCCAUCAACGAGACCUCAGUUAUCCUGGACUGGAGCUGGCCGGAGGACACAGGAGGACGUAGGGAUAUCACUUUUAAURUCCUCUGCAAACGCUGCCGGGGUGCUGCUGCCAAUGGGAGCACCAGUGGGACUCUGAACUGCGAGCCUUGUCGAAGCAACGUUCGCUUUCUGCCAAGAGCGACUGGUCUCCACAACACCACYGUGACAGUGGGUGACCUACUGGCUCAUACUAAUUACACCUUCGAGAUUGAAGCACAGAAUGGCGUAUCAUCACUGGCACCCAAAAUGAGACAAUAUGCUGCUGUCACCAUUACCACCAAUCAAGCAGCUCCCUCUCCAGUAACAGUGAUCCGAAAGGAGAAGACGUCUCGAAACAGUGUCUCAUUGUCCUGGCAGGAACCAGACAGACCCAACGGGAUCAUCCUGGACUAUGAGAUUAAAUACUACGAAAAGGAAGAGCAGGAGACCAGCUAUACCAUUCUUCGAGCUCGGGGUUGUAAUGUGACCCUGAAUGGUUUGAAGCCCAACACAGCCUACUUGCUCCAGAUCAGAGCUCGCACUGCCGCUGGAUAUGGAGCCAGCAGCCCCAGCUUCCAGUUUGAAACCAGCCCUGACUCAGCCUUCUCAAUCUCCAGUGAGAACAGCCAGGUUGUCUUAAUUGCCAUUUCCUGCGCGGUGGCCAUCAUACUGCUCACCGUGCUGCUCUACGUCCUGAUUGGAAGGUUUUGUUGCCGCAGCAAAUCCAAACAUCCUGAUGAGAAAAGACUUCACUUUGGCAACGGCCACCUGCGCCUGCCAGGAAUCAGGACGUAUGUGGAUCCCCACACGUAUGAGGACCCGAGCCAGGCUGUUCAUGAGUUUGCCAAGGAACUUGACGCCUCCUGCAUUGCUAUUGAUAAAGUCGUGGGAGCAGGUGAGUUUGGAGAAGUGUGCAGUGGUCGCCUAAAACUGCCCAGCAAGAAGGAGAUCUGUGUGGCCAUCAAGACUCUUAAAGGAGGUUACACAGACAAGCAGAGGCGGGACUUCCUUGCAGAAGCAUCAAUCAUGGGACAGUUUGAUCACCCCAACAUCAUCAGGCUGGAGGGUGUAGUGACACGCAGUAAGCCUGUUAUGAUUGUCACUGAGUACAUGGAGAACGGAUCCCUCGAUAGCUUCCUAAGAAAACAUGAUGCCCAGUUUACAGGAAUCCAGCUGGUCGGCAUGCUGCGUGGCAUCGCCUCGGGCAUGAAAUAUUUGUCAGACAUGGGCUACGUUCACCGAGACCUGGCAGCCCGAAACAUUCUGGUCAACAGCAAUCUGGUGUGCAAAGUGUCAGACUUUGGCUUGUCCAGAGUGCUGGAGGACGACCCUGAGGCUGCGUACACCACCAGGGGAGGAAAAAUCCCCAUCCGGUGGACAGCCCCAGAGGCAAUCGCCUACAGGAAGUUUACAUCAGCCAGCGAUGCUUGGAGUUAUGGCAUCGUUCUCUGGGAGGUGAUGUCAUAUGGAGAACGGCCAUACUGGGAGAUGUCCAAUCAGGAUGUAAUAAAAGCUGUAGACGAGGGUUACCGCUUACCACCCCCCAUGGACUGCCCUGCCACACUCUAUCAACUGAUGUUGGACUGCUGGCAGAAGGAGCGGAAUAACCGUCCGAAGUUUGACCAAAUUGUCAGCAUCCUUGACAAACUCAUCCGCAACCCCUGCAGCCUCAAAAUCACAGCCAACACUACAUCCAGACCAGCGAACUUGUUGUUGGACAGGAGCAGUGCAGAAGUUCCCCCAGUGGGGACGAUGGGUGACUGGAUGGAUGCCAUGAGGACCUUGCCUUGCAAGGAGGCCUUCUCGGGGGUCAGCUACAGCUCCUGCGACACCCUGGCCAAGACCUCGACAGAAGAUCUGAAAAAGGUUGGAGUGACUAUUGCAGGACCGCAAAAGAAGAUUGUGAGCAGCCUGAAAGCCCUAGAAUCCCAUACCAAGAAUGGUCCAGUACCUGUUUAAAAACAAUAACAAGAAAUGAAAACCACCAGAGACUUUUCUGUUGGUCUGUGUUUACACACACUAACACAGUGGCUACAUAUCUAAAUAAUACGGAGAUGCAAAUGGAUGGAAAAAAAAAAAACAGAUAUGUCUCAUCUGAUGUCUUUCACGCAUUGUUGAAAGCUUUCUAACAGAGAAGUGGGAAAGGGUUCAGAACUGACCUGCCACCUUAUAAGCUGACUGGCUCACCCCUCUCCCUACAUGCCCACAUUGAGAUGCCUUACUGACUAAUAGAGGGGGGAGAGASAAAACAAAAGGUAAGGAGGUCAGAAAGACAUUGUGAGGAACGCAAGCCUGGUCGUUAUUGGAAAACAUAGCAGGGACAGAGAAAACGCUGGAGCUGUCCUUGGCUAACGCCGGCGUCUUCCGGAGGCAGGAGAACAGCUGAUAUGCCAUGUGUAGAAGAGCAUGGCAGACAUCCACAGCUGACUUAUAUGCGGACUUCUUCUGAAGUGAUGAAGUCUGAGGCUGGGAUAUGAGUUGCAGCUACCUACAUUCAGUACUCAGUCCAAGACACGGCCAAACUCAUAUGGACUCACCUAUUGUUUGACUCUGUAGCUCUAACAUAAAGCAUUUGCAUUCAGUAGACAUGCCACUAAAAGCAAUAAGGUUGUAAUCCAUCAAAUCCAUUCAUCGUGGCGAAGCCAUGGGUAUGUUACAUGUGUUAUGUAUUAAAUGCUGCGGUUUGAAGACGGAGUGGCCAUAACACUGCACACCCAGAAUUUUCAUUAUUGUGACAUCUUUGUUCCAUGUGCUAAUGUUGCGUACCGUUUCCCACCACCUUCAUGCGGAAUCUCAGGAUGAGUAUAUCCUGUUUUUUUCCUACAACAGGAAACCGGUGGAAAGCUGAGAUGGAAGGAAGUUAAUGACAAGAAGGUAAAGAGGAAAUACUUGGAGCAAAACAAAUGCAAGGAGCCCAAAACRGAAAAAGUGAUCUGUCGGUUGCUGGUCAUUUCACCCUGUUCCAUUUCAUACCUUUGUAAUUGUGGUUGUUCAAAACCUGGCUGUUCUGGGUUCACAAUGGCAUUAUCUAUUGUUUGACUCUUUKCACCUAUCAUCCAUUAAGUAAUACUCACUUUUUUAUUUUAAAGUGAUCCCUUAUGACUUCACUUUCUAAUGGCACCCAGCAGGAGAUUAGUUAGAGCCACUGCAGUUUGAUCAGGGGUUCAUCCGUAUGAUAAAUAAAUGGGAAUAUGGUAUAGUACAAAUAUUUUUCAUAAAAUAUGCAGUUAAGAUGAAUUAUUCUGGAGAUUUCUGCAGUUCUUGAGAGGGAGUUCUGCUACACGUAAAAAUAUUUACUAAAAAUACUGAUAAGCAAUAUUUGAAUUUUAUGGAUAAGAAAUGGUUUGUUUACAAAUAUGAGCUGGAAGUAGAAAGAACUAAGUAGAAAUGCAUAGAUAUGGGGAUAUAGAUUGGCAAAUGGGUGAACAGACCCGGAACCCAAUUGUCUGUAUGAAAUGUUAUUGUGAUGCAGAGUUGUUUUUAAAUAUGRCUUUGAGAUUACGUUUCUUCUUUGGGAAAGACAAGUUUGAGCCAAGACUUCAAAACAGAUUUUUUUUUUUUUUUUUGGAUGGGCAAAGUAAGUAAACAAGGUGGUCAAAUCUGAAGAUUUUACACAAUAACUCACUGAAUAAAGCCAUGUGAAAAGCUCUCUCUUUUUAAAUUUUGGUUUCAAAUAAUUUGAUCUACACUUAAAAAAAACUAACUUUGAACUAAUGAAUCUUGUUGUUUUCCAAGCAAAAAAAAAUAAAUAAAUAAAAAUAGAGUGCCUCCUGUAGUUGGUCUUGGUCAUGGUGGAAUCACCAAGAAAACAUUUCUUUUAGUUUAAUGUAAUAAAGUAAGUGUUUCUCGUGUUUUCUUUAGAGUGUAGCUCAAUCAUCAAUUGCCCCAGUCUGACUCRAUAUUAAAAUGCUCUGAUAACAAUGCAAUACAUCCAAUAAAUUAUUGCUUUCUGAAAUAAUAACCUGAUAUGCCACGUCCAUCAUGGGAUUUCCUAAAGGCACCUUAAAAUAUCUAUGUAAAUGGAGUACAUAUUUAACGAUGCUAGUCUUCUGCUUUGAUGUCACCCAGCUGGUCCCUCAGUGCAACACUUACCCAGUAUUUUUGAACUGGCACUUUGGUACUUUGUGCUMUUGAACGCGUGAUAUUUACAAUGAAGAUGCUGUCUUUUUGCCUCUUUAAGCACUUGGUACACAUUACUGUAGCACUUUGAAUGACAACGUUUUUGCCUUGGCUGUAGACUAAGCUUGAUUAAAGCACAGGGGUGCUGUUGGUGCUUUUGGGAAACCCAGCCCUGUUCAGUGUGUCAAUUCUGUCUUCCUUUACUUGGUCUACCUGUGGAUGCUGCUGUUGCUGAUAUGUGUUUGAAAUUAGCAUGUACAUAAUGCAAAACCAUCGUAAAGAAAGCAACUAGCACUCCAGAUCUCACUAUAUACAUGGCCAUCCUUUUUUUUUGUACAAAUGUUUGUAUGUAUAAAUGAUUGAAUAAAAAUUGUGCAACAUUUUUAAUUAAAAUUGAGGAAAAAAAUCAUCUGUAUUAUAUUUUAUCCUACUUUGAAUCAUACUUGUUAGUUUUUUCUACAAUAAAAAGGCAAUUAUGAUUACAUUAUUUAUUUGUUAACAUUAUACAAUGCAUUGAUGAUUUUUGAGCGUAGAUUAAAUUAUGUGUCUGUGAUGUCUUGAUAUGAUUUUAACACAAACUUCAUAAACCUGAGACAUCUGAGAGAGCAAUAUUGUUACGGACCCUAUACAAAUCCCUAAUAAUUUUAUGUUUAAAGACUGACAUGUGUGUCUGUGUGCGUUUGUCUGCAAAUGUAGAUGGCCUUGUCUACUAAUGUAAAAUGGUUUGUAGUGAAAACAUUUAUAUUUUUAUAAUAAAUAAUUCACAAAA
Molecule: messenger RNA, 6123 nt
Organism: Poecilia reticulata (guppy)
Lineage: Eukaryota; Metazoa; Chordata; Actinopteri; Cyprinodontiformes; Poeciliidae
Source: RefSeq, a predicted model, not a curated record